AUGACUGUGCAGGGCGGGCUGUGUGAGAUAAGCAGGGAAUGCGCUCACUUCAGGACACCCUGUCGGACAUGGAGAGCAGUAAACAGGAGAGGACACGUGAAAGGAGACUCAUUGCUUGAAAUGGGUGCUGCCGGAAUGGUCUUCCCACUCUUCUCUGCCAGCAACGUCUUCAAGAAUAUCUAUGUCAUGGACACCACGAAUACCAGUGUCAGGCACAUCAAGAAAUGGCUGGAAAAAGGAGACGAGGCAACAGACUGGUCACAUGCUGCAAAAUUAACAUGUGAACUUGAAGGCAACGCAGAUGGAUGGCAGGAAAAAGAAGAGCAAGUGAGAAGAGCAGUUAAAGGGGUCUUUAGGUAUAAUUUAUCCGAUGAAGGGUCUAAGGAAUCGGUGCCUAUACCUAAAGUGGAUUGCGUGCUCAUGGUUUACUUCUUAAACGGCGUCUGCAGGACUAAAGAGGACUUUAAGGUCAACUUGAAAACCUUUACAUCCUGGCUGAAAGUUGGUGGAUAUCUGGUCUUUUUUAUUGCUCUCAAUAUGACUUUUUUUAAGAUUGGUGACCACAAAUUUUCUACACUGGCAGUAAAUGAGAAGUUUGUAAGAAAAGCCAUAAAUAAUGCUGGCUUUGUCAUUGAGAAAGACAAGAUCAUCCCCACCUCAGUGGAGAGUGAUAACGUUGAUUAUGAGGAUUUGCACUUCAUAGUAGCCCGCAAGGUAAAAGAUGCUUAAUGCUUAUAAAAAAGAUGCAAAAUUUACAAUAAAUUAUAUUUAAAAAAGAUAUCAAUAUAAUCACUAACAGUUGAAAAAUAUAUGAUAACUGGAUUCUUAAAUAGAAACAAUUUAAGAUUUACUGUCAUUAGUAAGAACAUUUUAAAAUAAAAUGCACAAGUCAGUGUAGUAAUGUGCCCUAAGACCUGUAAGCAUGAUAAUAUGCAUGUUUUUAUGUGUAAAAUACCUUUUGAUCUAUGGCUAGCUAUGCUCUCUCUUCUAGCAGUUCUCCUGGAGGAGUUUAUUUAGGAGCAUGAAUAACUUGCUCCUCCCCCCCCCCCCUCCCUCUCCCUUGUCAUGAGGCUUGUACAAACAUUUUUACAUUUGCAAAGUUUUUUGCCUAAAGUGUAUGCUUUAUAUAACCCUAAUGCAGCCAUG
This is a messenger RNA of Hyla sarda, 1146 nucleotides long. RefSeq names its product nicotinamide N-methyltransferase-like. NCBI's taxonomy places the organism in Eukaryota, Metazoa, Chordata, Amphibia, Anura, Hylidae. Gene Ontology annotation, cellular component: cytosol. Gene Ontology annotation, molecular function: N-methyltransferase activity. The transcript is spliced from 3 exons. The record is from RefSeq and is a predicted model, not a curated record. The coding region runs from base 1 to 729 and encodes 242 amino acids.